AUGAACGCCGCCCAAUUCGACCAGUACGGUCUGCUCUCGCACUCGGUUGCGAAUGCUUCGCACCAACACCACGCGGCGUCACAUCAGCACCAGCAUCACCAGCAGCCACAUCAUCAGCAUGCCGCUUUCAACCCGGCUUUAGGUCACGCGGCACAGGGCGACGACAUCUUCAUUGCACGUCAGACAAUGUUCGACGCGGUAAGCCGCCUCUCGGCUCAGCUUCGCCACGCCGCCGACUCGUGUGACGCGUUUGUCAAGGUGGUAGCACGACAAAAUCCCAACGUCGCAGCGCUUGUGCUGGCGCAGCAAGGCAACGUCUCGAGCGCAGGCAGUGCUGCCGGUGUACCAAACACGUUUGACUUUCUCAGCAUCGCCAACGGCGCGCAUCCAGGUGUGGCGGCUACUCCUGGAGCCGAAACAGCUGCAGCGGCAAGUACAGCCGGUGCCAACGGCAAAGCGGCCAAGAAGAUGAGCAAGCUGCAAAAACGCAAAGAGAAGCGUCUGCGCGACCCAGAUGCACCCAAGCGACCGCCAAGCGCUUACCUGCUCUUCCAGAACGAGGUGCGCCAGGAGAUUCGCAAAAAGCAUCCGGGCAUGCCCUACUCGGAAGUACUAGGCAAGGUUUCGGAGGCUUGGAAGGCGCUCACAGACGACCAGAGGCGUGUGUACCAGGACAAGACGACAGAAAACAUGGCGACAUGGAAUCAGCAGAAGAAAGACCACGAGGCCACCAUGUCACAACCCGGACCUCUGGAGCAGUAA
Molecule: messenger RNA, 762 nt
Organism: Mycosarcoma maydis (corn smut)
Lineage: Eukaryota; Fungi; Basidiomycota; Ustilaginomycetes; Ustilaginales
Exons: 2
Coding region: 1-762 (253 amino acids)
Source: RefSeq, a predicted model, not a curated record